This is a messenger RNA of Nezara viridula (southern green stink bug), 9147 nucleotides long. The record is from the annotation of a GenBank genome assembly. Lineage: Eukaryota; Metazoa; Arthropoda; Insecta; Hemiptera; Pentatomidae.
CUUAGGGUCUACGUUAACCUAACGAGUUGCAAUUGACGUUGAUACAAGAUGAUAAUAACGACAUUGUGAUAUAAUAAUUUCAAAGUGACCAUUAAGCCCAGUUAUAAAAAAGAGAAUAAUACGCUUUAAAAAAAUGUCUAGCAACGAAGAGUUGAGUCGAGUUUUAAAAGACUUGCCACUCAAGAUUCAAAGUGGAAGCAGAAAUGAAAGGAAAGCUGUUUUUGAGAGCUUAAAUUCUAUUUUGACUAACCCAGCUUUUACUGAAAAUAUUGCCAGAGGUAUUUGCAAAGUUUUGCAGUUAACACUUCCUAGAUAUUGUGAUUCUGUAUCCCAGAGCUAUGUUCGCAGUUUCGUCAAAUCAUUGGCCAAUUCCCACCCUCAUUGGACUUUUAAAUAUUUAUGCCCAGUUAUAUUUGAGGCUGCAACAUAUAAUGUUAAUAUUGUGGCCACGAAAAGUACUGCCCAAUCCAGUCUACAUGCUCUGUCAUGGUCAGCAAUAUUAGUUUUAAAUGCAUUAAAUAAAUGUAAAGAUGAUUUUAAACAGGAAUUUGCAACUAUUUUAAAUGGACAAUCAUUAUUGUAUUCUUCUAUUUUAGGAUCUGGUCACAAGAAGAAAAUAAUGAAAGCAAAUCAUAUCCUCGUAACACUUUGGAAUUCAAACCCCUCUGUUUUAUCAUUUUAUGAGAAGGAGAUCCUAAGCUUACCUGAAUCAACACAUUCCAUUGUCCUUGCUUCGUUCUUUAUAAAGUACUUAUGCGAUAAAAAAUCGUUGGAUAUAACAGUCCACAAGGCCAGAAUUAUUGAUCUUAUUGUUAAAGUGGUGAUUAUGAGCAAAACACCAAUAGACCCAUAUGUUGUCCAAGCUUGUCGUCCUGCCUUUCAUCUUGCUUCUCACACAGAUUUUUCUGAGAUUCUUUUACCUUCUUUACAAAAAUCUAUGCUAAGAAACCCAGAGUUAGCUCUCCAUGUAGUUGGUAGGAUUUUGGGAAGUCUUUCACUUGAUCUUAGCCAAUAUGCUAUAACUAUUGGCAAGAUAAUAUCAGCAAGUUUAUACUGCAAUGAUGAAGAAAUUAGGAAUCAAGCAGCUGUUGCAUGUAAAAAUCUAGCAUUACAGUGCAGUGAUCCAGAUGCUGUAUCUUCUUUGUUGGAUUACUUAUUUCAAAUAUUUAAUGGUUCUCAAGGAAAACUUACAGUUGCAGAUCAUAAAAUAUCUAUACUUCAGGGCAUCGGAAAUUUUAGCUAUAAUGCUGUUACUGGAAGCAGUAUUCAACCACUGGCUGAAAAGGCUACUAAGCAUUUUAUUAAAAUUUUGGAAACUGAAGUUCAUGAAAAAACAUUAGUUCAUUGCCUGGAGAUGAUGUCACUUUGGUGUAGUAAAUUUAUAACUGAAGUUCCCAGUUGUGUGCUUACUUGGCUGGAAAAAGGAUUUACAUUAAAAACGUCAACUUCAGCAGUGAGAACAGCGUAUAUUGGUGUCAUGUCUGCUUGUUGUCAAUCUGGAACAGCAAGUGCACUUUUACAAUUCAUACCACUUCUUAUGAAAAGUGUAGAAAAGUCAGUGUCACAAUCAUCACAGGUACCAGUUGUGACUGAAGGUUUAUAUGCAGCCUGCCUUCUUUUAAAAAUCUCUUCAUAUAAUCCAUUGGAUUCAAAGCUUUCUUUCCUUUAUAGCAUAAUCCUGGAUAUGGAAAAACAAGUUUUUAUUUCUGAAAGAUUUCUUUCACAAGCAUCAUGUGAUGCUCUUUGCCAAGUAGUAACAUUAUGUGAGAAGAUUCUAAUGGAAGAUUCAAUUGGUUUGAUUGAUUCUGGUAAUGGCGGACCUGUAUAUCGUGCCCUUGUUAUGUGUCUUGUUAAUCACAAGGUAAAAACAAAAUGUAAGCCUGCAUUGUUGCGAAUGUUUUCAUCACUUCAAGGUACUCAGAUAGCGACUGUCCUUUUAGAAGAAUUAAAUUCUUUACUCAUGUCUAAUAAAUUUCAGAACCUUGGGAAAGAAAAUCGUGAAGGUUCUGAAAACCAUUCUGAAAUUAAACCGAGACAUUUGGUUGAUGCAGUUACACUCAUUUGCUCUGGCACCAAUUUAUCAAAAGAGGAUAAGAACAUGCUUGCCUUUCAUGCUAUUCUUCCUUCUCAUCACUCUAUAAUUACUUCAACACAAGGAAAUAUUUGGAUGAAAAUUAUAAAACAUUUGAAACUUGAACCUUUUAAGUUUGUCAAACAUUACCGUGAUAAAUUCAUUAAACUUUUAAUUGAUGACUUCAUCCCCCAUCCAUGUUAUGAAGGUGCAUUGAAUACCAUAGCAGAAAUCAAUUCAUCUUCAAUAUUGCAACCGCUUUUAGAUAAUGUAAAUAGUACAUUUGCUGAUGCUUCCCUUUUAAAUGUUACUCCAAUGGAAUAUGCCAUCUUUCAAAGUCCACCUCAUGAGCUCUUUGAUAAAUCUAUUUUACAAAGCAAAGAAAAUGAAGCAACUAUGAAUAUAAAAAAUAUGAAGAGAGAGAGUAAAGUUUACUCGUUCAAAGAACAACAGGAAGAAUUAGCACUAAGAAAAGAACUUGAAGAAAAAAGAAGAAAAGAAGGCAAAUCUGUCGAACCAGAAUUAACUCCGAAACAAAAGGAAGCUGUGAAAUCACAGAUGGAAAAGGAAGCAGCUAUUCGGGAAAAAUUGAGCAAGGGAGAAGAAAGAAUUAAAAAAUCAGUAAGCUUACUAUCUUGUAUCGUGGAGGGAGCACCAUUAGAAUUGGCAUAUAACCUUCCUUCUGUAGUGCCACCUAUUGUUCAUGGUUUACACUCACCACUUUGUGCUCCUCUACUCUCUGAACUAUAUUUAAAAUUACAUAAAUCUGCUUUUAUCACUGUGCCUAUUUCUGAUGUCACUAUUAGCAGAAUUUCUCACACAGCCCUUAGACUUCUUCGGCCAAAGUGCCCCAUCGACAGUGCCUGGGCUGAGCAGGACUUGAGCAAAGCAAUGAGGUGGAUGAUAAAUGAAAUCAAUCAGAAAGUAAAAUUUAUAACUUCUCCUGUCAUAAGCUACAUUUUACCUUCAUUGAAGUUUGCUAUUUCAUCAGAGUCUGCAAAUGAUCCCAUUGUGUCUACAGCUUUAAAUUUACUGAGUGCUCGAGCACGUUUAAGAAGCUCUGCUGAUAAAGUACCAGAUCUUCAUAGUCCUGCUCUCCUUCCAAGAAAACAAAUUAUGAUGCUUUGCAUUGAUAUUAUAUGUUCUUCCGGAGGACGAGUUCAACAGCACGCCAGUAAUUGCCUUUUAGAUUUAGCUCAAGCAUCAUCUGGUGGUCGGGGUUGUGCUUUUGCUUCUUCUGAUGAAUUAGACACACUCUUAACAGCUCUACAACAUUCUUCUUCAUAUGUUAGAGAUGCUGCACUUCGUGCUCUUCAUGCUCUAGUGCCAGUUUUCCCAAAACCAAAACAAAAUGCUGAUCAGGCCUUCCGUCUUGCCAAAAGGAUUUGGGUUGCGAAAUUUGAUGUUGUCACUGAAAACAGAGAGGUAGCUGACAAAGUUUGGGACGCUUCUGGUUUACAAAAAGAGACAAAAUUACUAUGUGAAGGGCUCCUGGAGGAUAUAAUUCAUCCUGUUGCUGAAAUACAACAAGCUGCUGCUUCAGCUCUUGCAGCUUUAUUACAAUCUGGAAGUACACAAACUAGUGUAAAUGUAGUGUUGGAUCACCUGCUAUCUAUAUACAAUGAAAAAAAUAAUAUGGUUCCAGCCAGAGUUGACAGCCUUGGUCGAAUUGUUGAAAAACCUAUCGAUACCUGGGAACCGAGGAGUGGGGUUGCUCUAGCUCUCGCACAGCUCGCUCCGCUUUUAGCACCUGAGAUUAUAGCAGAUCUUGCUAAAUUUUAUGUUGAAAAAGGUCUUGGUGAUAGAAAUGAAACAGUCAGGCUAAACAUGCUCAAUGCAGCUCUUGCUGCAGUUGACUUGCAUGGAAAGGAUACUGUCAAUACUCUGCUACCCAUUUUUGAGCCUGUUCUGGAUAAAGGUCCUGAUUGCAGCAGUUAUGAUGCUGUACGGCAAUCAGUAGUAAUUUUGAUGGGAAGUUUGGCAAGACAUCUUGACAAGGAUGAUAAAAAAAUCAAACCUAUUGUUGCCAAGUUGAUUGAUGCAUUGUCCACUCCUUCUCAGCAGGUUCAAGAGGCUGUUGCUAACUGCCUUCCAGCUUUGGUACCAAGUAUUAAAGAUGAGGCUCCCAUUUUGGUUAGUAAUCUUCUUGAUAGAUUAUUAUCAUCAGAAUCAUAUGGAGAAAGGAAGGGAGCAGCUUAUGGGCUUGCAGGAAUUGUAAAGGGCAUGGGGAUUCUUGUUCUCAAGCAAUUAAACAUAAUGACUACCCUUACCACCGCAAUACAGGACAAAAAAAAUUAUAAACAUCGGGAAGGAGCUUUGUUUGCUUUUGAAAUGCUUUGUAGUGUUCUUGGUCGCCUUUUUGAACCUUAUAUAGUUCAUGUUCUGCCACACCUCCUACUUUGUUUUGGAGAUGGAAACCCUUAUGUACGUGAUGCUACAGAUGAUUGUGCUAAAGUUGUAAUGAGUAAACUUUCAGCACAUGGUGUGAAAUUAGUUUUGCCAUCACUUCUUGCAGCUCUUGAAAAAGAUUCUUGGAGAACUAAAACAGGAUCUGUGGAACUGCUUGGUGCUAUGGCUUAUUGUGCACCAAAGCAAUUAUCUUCUUGUCUUCCAAGCAUUGUGCCAAAGUUAAUUGAAGUUUUAAGUGAUUCUCAUGUUAAGGUUCAAAAAGCUGGAACUGAAGCUCUUAAGCAGAUUGGUUCUGUGAUUCGUAAUCCAGAAAUUCAAUCCAUUGUUCCAGUUUUAUUGGAAGCAUUACAAGACCCUGCCAACAAAACUGCUACUUGUCUCCAAACACUUCUUGAUACCCAGUUUGUGCAUUUUAUUGAUGCUCCUUCCUUAGCCCUUAUCAUGCCCGUUGUUCAGAGAGCCUUUAUGGACCGAUCUACUGAAACCAGAAAAAUGGCAGCUCAGAUUAUCGGCAAUAUGUACUCUUUAACUGACCAGAAAGAUUUGACUCCUUAUCUUCCUACAAUCAUCCCUGGUUUGAAGACCUCAUUACUGGAUCCUGUGCCAGAGGUCCGUAGUGUAUCAGCUAGAGCAUUGGGAGCUAUGGUACGUGGCAUGGGUGAAGCCAGUUUUGAAGAUUUACUGCCAUGGCUUAUGAAGACAUUAACUUCAGAAACAAGCUCUGUGGACAGAUCAGGAGCUGCACAGGGUCUCAGUGAAGUUGUUGGUGGCCUUGGUGUUGAAAAACUUCAUAAACUUAUGCCAGAGAUCAUUAGUUCUGCUGAGCGUUCUGACAUUGCACCACAUGUCAAAGAUGGAUAUAUAAUGAUGUUUAUUUAUAUGCCUGUUGUUUUUACUAAUGAAUUCACUCCUUAUAUUGGUGAAAUUAUAGUUCCAAUUUUGAAGGCUCUUGCCGACGAAAAUGAGUAUGUCAGAGAUACAGCUCUCAAGGCAGGUCAAAGAAUUGUUAAUCUCUAUGCAGAAUCUGCCAUAACAUUACUUUUACCAGAGCUUGAAAAAGGUCUUUUUGAUGACAACUGGAGAAUCAGAUAUAGUUCUGUUCAGCUACUGGGAGACUUGCUGUAUCGAAUUUCGGGAGUUUCUGGUAAAAUGAGCACUGAAACAGCUAAUGAGGAUGAUAAUUUUGGUACUGAGCAGUCCCAUAAAGCUAUUAUUGGAGCACUUGGAGCCGAAAGAAGAAACAGAGUGCUUGCAGGACUGUAUAUGGGACGAUCUGAUGUGUCUCUAAUGGUUCGUCAAGCAGCUUUACAUGUUUGGAAAGUGGUUGUGACCAAUACCCCUAGAACUCUCAGAGAAAUUCUUCCUACUUUGUUCAGUCUUCUUUUAGGUUGUUUGGCUUCUACAAGCCAUGAUAAACGCCAGGUUGCUGCAAAAACACUUGGAGAUCUUGUUAGAAAGCUUGGAGAGAGGGUUCUCCCCGAAAUCAUACCUAUACUUGAAGAAGGAUUGGAAUCUGACCAACCUGACCAGAGGCAAGGUGUCUGCAUUGGACUUUCUGAAAUGAUGGCAUCCACGAGUAAAGAUAUGGUCCUCACCUUCGUUAAUAGCCUUGUCCCUACUGUUAGGAAAGCAUUGUGUGAUCCUUUGCCUGAGGUUCGUCAGGCCGCAGCUAAAACAUUUGAUAGUCUCCAUUCAACAGUUGGUGUUCGAGCAUUAGAUGACAUAUUACCUCCAAUGCUUCAGCAGCUUAAUAAUUCUGAUAGUGGAGUCAGUGAAUGGACUUUAGAUGGUCUGCGACAAGUCAUGGCUAUUAAAUCACGUGUUGUUUUGCCCUAUCUUGUCCCUCAGUUGACAGCAGCACCAAUAAAUACGAAAGCUCUAUCUAUUCUAGCUUCUGUAGCAGGAGAAGCUCUAACUAAAUACCUAAAUAAGAUUCUACCUGCACUUCUGACAGCACUCGCAGCCUCAGAUGCAUCUCCUCAGGAGCUGGAGUACUGUCAAGCUGUAGUAUUGUCUGUUAAUGAUGAAGCAGGUAUUCGAGUUAUAGUUGACGAGCUUCUAGAUGCUAGUAAAAAUGAUCGACCUGAAAAUAGACGUGCUGCUGCCACACUUCUAUGUGCAUUUUGUACCCACACUAGGGCAGACAUUAGCCAGCAUGUUUCUCAACUUCUACGAGGGCUUAUACUUAAUUUUACUGACUCUGAUCAGACAGUUUUACAAAUGUCCUGGGAUGCCUUGUCUGCUGUUACAAAGACACUGGAUUCAUCACAGCAAAUCAGCUAUGUUGCUGACAUAAGGCAAGCUAUAAAAUUUGCUGCGAGUGAUUUGAAGCCUGGAGAAUUACUUCCUGGCCUCUGUUUGCCUAAGGGAAUCACUCCUAUUCUGCCUAUUUUCCGAGAAUCCAUUUUGAACGGCUCCCCUGAAACCAAAGAAGCAGCUGCUCAAGGCCUUGGAGAAGUGAUAGCCUUAACGACUGCUCAUUCACUUCAGCCUUCUGUCAUUCAUAUUACUGGACCUUUAAUAAGAAUCCUGGGUGAUAGGUUCCCACCAUCUGUGAAAGCUGCAGUUCUCCAUACCCUUGCCGGUCUUCUUGCAAAGGUUGGAAUGAUGUUGAAGCAGUUUUUGCCUCAGUUGCAAACUACAUUCUUAAAAGCAUUGAAUGAUGGGAACAGGAUGGUACGAUUGAAGGCAGCAACAGCUUUGAGUUAUCUGAUUACUAUCCAUACCAGGCCUGAUCCGCUCUUUUCAGAAUUACACAACUCUGUUAAAGGAGCUGAAGAACCUGCAAUCAGAGAAACUAUGAUGCAAGCUCUAAGAGGUGUGAUAUCAGCAGCAGGAGACAAAAUGUCUGAUGCAGUAGUGAAGCAGGUUCAUUCAUCUCUUUUGAGUUUACUGGCUAACCCUGAAGACUCGACUAGAAGUGGUGCAGCUGGGUGUCUUGGGGCUUUAGUGCGAUCUCUUUCACCUGAGCAACUUGCAGUAACUCUCAAUGAUCAUCUUCUCCAAGAUGAUGCUAUAGCAGAUUGGACAUUGCGGCAUGGUCGCAGUUCCGCAUUAUUUGUAGCUUUAAAGGAGGCUCCAGAAAUUAUUUAUAGGGAUGAAUAUAAAGACAAGAUACAUAAGAGACUUCUAGCGUUUCUAGCUGCUGAUAGGGUUCCAAUUGCUAUGAAUGGUGUCAGAGGAUGUGGUUAUUUAUUUGAAUAUCUUAUGACUAACAAUGAACCUUUACCACACCCCCUUCUUUCACCAUUUGUUCGGUCGAUGAAUCACCAGAGCAAUGAGGUUAAACAACUCCUCGCUAGAGUUUGCUCAUAUCUUGCUCGAAGAGAAAUCAAUUCUCCAGAACUACUUAAAGCUGUUAUUCCUAUGUUAGUGAAUGGUACAAAAGAGAAAAACAGUUACGUCAAAGCCAACUCUGAACUGUCUCUGGUGGCUGUUUUAAGGUUAAGAAAUGGAGAUGAAAAAUUACAGAGUUGUUUAAGUGUUUUGGAUGCAGGAGCAGCUGAAGCCCUUACCGAUGUUAUUACUAAGGUUCUCAGAAAAGUAGCUCUUCAGCCAGAAGGAAAAGUAGAGGAACUAGAUGACACACUACUCACCUGAUGUGAGCUGUCACAAAUUGAAAUAAAGAAAACUCCUCCAAGGGGGAUAGGUUGAGUAUGUAAUUGGUCGAGUUGGGAAAUAUCAUGUUAAAUAUCUUCCUUGACCUCAGAUUGUCAGUAUUACAUGCCAACGUAUCCUCGUUUAUUUUUAAUAAAAAAAAAAGUUCUGAAAAAUGUAUGUAUGUCUGUUUUUAUAUGUUAUUGAAUGAAGUUUUUAACGUUUUAGAAAUUAUUGAAAUUAUGUUCCAGAUUUUUUUUUCAAUCAGAAUAAUUAAUUUUUGAAGAUUUUGUAUUUUACAAAGCUGAUUCAGACUCUCUCUUCUUUUGCAUAGUACUUUUGUGGUAAUAUCAUUUUAAAAGGAAAUAUGGUGUAUAGCAUGUUAGUGGUAACUUUUCUGAACUUCUGUGUAUAUAUAUAUUUGCCUAUCUAUUAAAACACACACUCACAUAUUUUCUCCUUUAAAAUUAAUUUUUAUUUUAGAAUUGCCAAUAAAUACUGAAGUCCUAUGUUUUCAUCCUGAAUAAGUUCAAUUAUGUUCUUCCAAAACACAUUGUUUUAUUUUGUAUCAAUAAAAAUAAUAUACUAUUUUAUUUAUUUGCUCUCCAGUUAUUAAUGUGUUAUUAUACUAAGAUAAAUAUAAGUUGUUGAAUAUGUUGGUAAUCAUUCCAAUUAAUAAAACUGAAUAAAUUAAAAAAUAAAGUCAGAAAAUUGUUUCAUUUUUUUUUUUUUAAUUACAUCAAAGUACAAUCAUGAAGAAAACGUAUAAUAUUAGUUUUAUUUAUUCUACUCGUGUUUAAAUGUAGUUUACAAUAAAGUUAUAUUGUUACCCUUAAAUUAUUAAUUUAAUGUAUUUUUCUUAUUGGUACAUGCAUAAUUUUGCUAACAAUUUUCAUGACUGUCAAUCUUUUCAUAAUUUCUUUUCCUGAAUUCUUUACUCAAAUUAUUUAUUACGUUCUUAUUAAAUAAGUAUGGUAUCUUUGAUGCUUAUGUUUUUUUUGUGAAAGUGGUUAUGAAACAAACUGCUCAUAUAAAAAAAACAACUACUUUUUCAUAAAUUAUUAACCAAA